AUGAAGUCGACAUGUCUCCUCAUCUUGGCUUUUCUCGUGAUCUGCAACUUGACGGUGUCUGAAGGACAGGGCAUCCCUGCUGAGGAUGAGACGGACCGAAGGACCAUAGACGACAUAAUUCUACAGAGAGCAGAAAGCCUCCUGUUACGGUCCAUCCUCAAAAAGAUGCAGGAUGAAGACGACAGAAACGAGGGAUUUUCCUCUCAGCCAGAAUGGGUCACAAAACGACAGCAUCCCGGUAAGAGAUACAGUGAGGAUUUGGAGAAGCGGCAGCAUCCGGGGAGGAGAGAAGAAGACGAGGAUGCUCAGUACUUGGACGUUCAAAAGAGACAGCACCCGGGCAAACGCGAAGAUGACAUGUACUCGUUCAUGGAGCUCCAGAAAAGGCAGCACCCGGGGAAGCGCUCCACAAUGGAACACAUUUCUGACAACCCCGUAAUGCUCCUGAGUGAACUUUCUAAACGCCAGCACCCUGGCAAGCGCUACCUGGUGCUGCACAGCAAACGCCAGCACCCAGGUAAGCGCCAUCCCGAGGAUGAGGAUGGCGAAGGUGACUGGGAUACAGAUGGAGAAGAAGACCUCCCAGAGUUGGAAAAACGUCAACACCCCGGAAAACGGUUUUGGGAUAACUCGAGUCCGGAUAUGGCCACAAACAGUCCGUGUGAUGUAUUGGACCCUACGAGCUGCAGUAAGACCAGUCUGCUGCUCGACUUUUUAGACAACAUUAACAAGAGUCAUGCCGAGGAGAAGAGGCAACACCCGGGUAAAAGGUUUGCGCCCGAAGAGGAUUUAGCGGAAGGAGAGUAGGUUACAGAAAAAAAGCUCUGGUGUGCGUAUACUGCUGUGUUGUAAACAAAUAACUGUGUAAAUGAAGUGACCCUAAUGAAUUAUUAAAAAAAAAAAAAUGAAAAAAGCAAUUCCACCAUCUAACCUUUUGUGCCACUGUUUUUUCUUUGGCAGCCAGUUAAUGUAUCAUCAUCGCAAAAACAUAUACUGUUUGUUUCCUUGGAUAGCUUGCGCACAAUUGCCCUCCAAAUUGACUA
Molecule: messenger RNA, 1043 nt
Organism: Toxotes jaculatrix (banded archerfish)
Lineage: Eukaryota; Metazoa; Chordata; Actinopteri; Toxotidae
Gene: trh
Product: thyrotropin-releasing hormone
Exons: 2
Coding region: 1-807 (268 amino acids)
Biological process (GO): hormone-mediated signaling pathway
Cellular component (GO): extracellular region
Molecular function (GO): thyrotropin-releasing hormone activity
Source: RefSeq, a predicted model, not a curated record